This is a messenger RNA of Salvia splendens (bonfire salvia), 715 nucleotides long. RefSeq names its product cysteine proteinase inhibitor 1. Bases 60 to 563 code for a protein of 167 amino acids. The transcript is spliced from 2 exons. The record is from RefSeq and is a predicted model, not a curated record. NCBI's taxonomy places the organism in Eukaryota, Viridiplantae, Streptophyta, Magnoliopsida, Lamiales, Lamiaceae. Gene Ontology annotation, molecular function: cysteine-type endopeptidase inhibitor activity.
CACAAAAUCACAAACACACACACACAUAUAUACACUUGUAAAAUACCAAUCAAUUUCCAAUGGCAUCAUCCAUGACCUUGACCGCCUCCUUCUUUGGUGGCGCGAAGCCGGCCGCGGUCACAACCCCUCGCAGCCAGCUCGCGGUGACGGCUUCGAUGGACUUGGAGAAGGCGGUGGCAGAGACCACCAACACGAGGCGGGGUCUCGUGCUGGCAGCUGUGGCUGCUGCAGCAGCAGUGCCAUCCAUCGCGAAAGUUGCUAUGGCCGACGAUGAUAAAACGUUACUAGGUGGCUGGAGGCCUGUCGCAGAUCCAAGUGCACCGGAGAUUUUUCUAAUCGCGGUAUUCGCGGUGUCGGAACACAACAAACAGAAGAAUGCGUCCUUGGUUGUGGAGUCUGUGCUAAAGGCUGAGACGCAGGUGGUCAAAGGUGUGAAUCUCAGGCUCGUUAUCGUCGCCAAGGAUAGUAAAACCGGCCGCUCCAACAACUACCUCGCCAUUGUUUACGGCCAGAACGUGCCUACAUCGAUACAGCUCACUUCCUUCGACCCGCUUCUUCGCUAGCUUUUCCGAUCGCCAGAUUGUGUAAAGAAACUAUCUCCAGUGUUUAUUCAGCACCUUUCCUUGCCUCUAUAUAAGAAGGCCUUUUGUUGUAAUAAUUCGGAGAUAGUUAUCUUCGUCAAUAAAUGAUAAUGACAUUCCCCACUUUUCUCUUC